Molecule: messenger RNA, 1588 nt
Organism: Astyanax mexicanus (Mexican tetra)
Lineage: Eukaryota; Metazoa; Chordata; Actinopteri; Characiformes; Acestrorhamphidae
Product: APAF1 interacting protein
Exons: 7
Coding region: 167-892 (241 amino acids)
Cellular component (GO): cytoplasm
Molecular function (GO): metal ion binding; methylthioribulose 1-phosphate dehydratase activity
Source: RefSeq, a predicted model, not a curated record
UGUCUGUGGGCGGGUCCUGAGUGAGUGACUGACUGUAGUUGUGGUGGUUAGCUAGUUAGCUGGUUAGCUGCCGGUGCUGCUUUGUUAUUAAUAUUAAUAUUUAUUAUUGUUUUAUCUGUAUUAAAUCGGUUUAUCGGUUUAUUAUAACCCCGCGGUGAGGAGCAGCAUGUCCUCGGUGGUGGAUAACCGGUGUAACGGGGAGAGCAGCGCGGCGGCGGCGGAGCCGGAACACCCGAGACUCCUGAUCCCGGAGCUCUGCAGACUCUUCUAUCAGCUGGGCUGGGUCACCGGAACCGGAGGAGGAAUCAGCCUCAAACAUGGAGAUCACAUUUAUAUCGCACCAUCUGGAGUUCAGAAAGAAAGAAUACAGCCGGAGGACAUGUUCGUCUGUGAUAUAGACGAGAAGGACAUCAGCGCUCCUCCUGCGUCAAAGAAGCUGAAGAAGAGCCAGUGCACCCCGCUCUUCAUGAACGCCUACACCAUGAGGGGAGCUCAGGCUGUUAUUCACAGUCACUCGAAGGCCGCGGUGAUGGCCACGCUGCUGUACCCCGGCAAAGAGUUCCGCAUCACCCACCAGGAGAUGAUCAAAGGGAUUCGGAGAGGAAACUCCGGCACUAAUUUCAGGUAUGACGAGUCUCUGGUUGUACCCAUCGUUGAGAAUACCCCGGAGGAGAAGGACCUGAAGGAGCGCAUGGCGAGAGCUAUGGAGGAGUACCCGGACUCCUGCGCCGUCCUCGUCAGGAGACACGGAGUCUACGUCUGGGGAGAAAGCUGGGAGAAAGCCAAGACCAUGUGUGAAUGCUACGAUUACUUGUUUGAUAUCGCCGUUCAGAUGAAGCAGUGCGGUCUGGAUCCUGCGGCUCCGCCCACUGAAGCCACGGGAUUCGUCUGAUCUGACGUCAUGAUGACAUCAGCCCUCAACCAAUCAGCCACAGAUUACUGCUGUUACUACCAUUAUCAUCAUCAUCCCCAUCCCCAUCCCCAUCAUCAUCACUACCACUAUCAUCAUCAUCCCCAUCCCCAUCAUCACCAUCAUCAUCAUCAUCACUACCACUAUCAUCAUGCUGAAGAACCUCAGAUCUGCUGCUAUGACUGAGCUUUGAUCUUAUCCAAAAUCACUGCUAUUUUUUUUAUUAAAAUGUAAAUAUGAAUAAUUGAUACAAGUUAUUAAUACAUCAUAUUAUUGAUGUCACACAAAAACUCUAUAUUUACAUUUUUGGGUCAUUUUUCUCUUUUUGAAUAAAGAAUAAACUGCACUUUUUGGUGAAAGCUUUUCUAAUCCCUGAAGGAUUGUGUUGCCAAUAGAAUAGGACUUAAACCUAUUUACAACAUAUUAUUAUACCUAAUGUCAGGCAUAGUAAAUAUUAUUAAUUUAUUUACAAAUAAUAAAAAUUAAAUAGUACUUUUUUUUCUUUUUACUUUUUGACUAAUUUGGCUAAUUUAAGAUGUGCUUAAUUUAAAAUGUGACACUUGCAGAGCUUGUUUUAUUCCUGUCAGAUAGUAUUGCCAAUGUAAUAGCAGAAUUUAGAGCAGUUAGACAUGAACUUAUAAAAUAUAUAAAAUGAAUAAAUAAAUAAAAUGAAAAUUG